GAGCACGUGACAUGCGGAAGCGUCGCAGACUUGUCUCAUCUGCGUGACCUACACAUGGCCCUACACAAGUUAAGCUCCUAUGGUUAAGCUUUGUUUAAGAAUCAUAAAAUGAAUUGGUAAUGCUUCUAGAGCCGUCAUUAAAAGUAUAAAAUGGACCCCAACUUGCAGUACUGGCAAACCAAUGGACAGUCUUUUCUAAGCAGACUGCGUCUCUGGUUCAACAUCCUCGACCCUCGUUAUGUGUUGUCAUCACAGGCGGAAAUUAAGGAGGCCCGGAUACUUCUUGAGAAAGAAGGAAACAAACAGAGAAAUGAAAAGGUUGCUAAUGCCUGGUUACUGUCUCUUUCUUCUGUCCAUGCUGAUACUGGAGCUGUAAUCUCACCAGUGUUUCGUCCUCAAGGUUUUCUACCUAUAUCUGGUCCCUUGGUUGUUGCAAGUUUAAUACCCCACAAAGGCAUUAAACCUGCUUUGUUUUGGCAAUUUUUGCUUCAGGCAUACUGUGCAGGAUUCAACCAUUCUAACAGAAAUGCAACAGCAACUAAGGAUAACACAACAUCAUUGAAGCAGUCAAUUCUUAUGGUUGGAACAGUUUCCUACUCUACAUUUGCAGGGGCUCUUCCACAGAUUAUACUCCAGCGUUUUAGACCCUUCAGUGCUGUGAUUGAGACCAUCUGUAGAUCCUUGUUACCUAUUCCUCUCUCAGCCUGUCUAGCUGCAUUCAGUGUAAUGGUGGUGAGAAGUGAAGAGUCCGACAAUGGGAUACAAGUGUUUGAUUCUAAUGGGAAUGCUGUCGGAGUGUCAAAGGAAGCUGGUUCCAAGGCCAUAAAGGAAACUGCCAUCUCAAGAGCGGCUCUCUUUGGCACCACUGCAGCUGCUCCCAGUUUUCUGCUGGCUCUCCUUAAAAGGGCAAAGUUUGUCCAAAGAAACCCCAUGAUAAUCGCUCCUGUUCGGCAUGUUAGUACUGCCAUUAUUUUUGGCCUGAUGAUUCCUGUGUCCUUUAGUCUUUUUCCACAGUUUGGCAAGAUUAAGAGGGAGAAUUUAGAAGAGGAGUUUCGGUCACUUGAAAGUAACAGGGAACUGUUUUACCACAGAGGACUGUAAUGUUGCUAUUGCAAACAUGCUUAUUUGAGGGCGACUUUUGACAUGAAAAGAAUGGAAACAAUAGAAUAUACUAAAAGUUCAAUGCAUUUCAACAAAAAUUCUAAAUGGUGUACAUUAGAAGUAUUAAAAACACACACUCUUUUUUCCAAAUGAUUUAUUUAAUUCUGUACUACUGCUUAAUGACCACAUUAAGAAGUAGAGCUGUACAGGUUUGAAUUCAUAUGAAUUUUAUAGCUAAAUUCACUGUAUUGAAAUAGAUGAAAUAGAUUUUACUAAAUAAUAACAUUUAAACAAUUAUACCUAUCCCUCACUCUGUUUGUUAGGGUCAAUACAAUUUCUUUCGCCACUCAUGUAUAGUUUGUUUUGUAUAUUUAAUGAUCACACAUGCAUUAAAAAAAUUAUCCAAGGAAACAGCAUUUUACAACUCUCUGAAAAUUAUCACAAUGUUUAAGAAAUUAGAGAAACAGUUUAAACGUCCUCUUUUUUUAGUAUAUAUUGCACACAACACAUUAUCAGAAAAUCUUCUAUGAUCUAUUAGUUAGGCACAGAGGAUAGCCCUUGAUAACAAGGGGUUUUCAGAUUAAAGGGUUAAUUCACCCAAAAAAGGAAAAUUCUGUCUCAUUACUCACCCUCAUGUUGGACUAACCCAGUAAGACUUUCUUUCAUCUUCAGAACACAAAUUCAUAUUUUCUUGAUUAAAUCUAAGAGCUGUCUCACUCCUCCAUAGGCUUCUAUUGUGAUUGAAACCUGCCGGCCCAGAA
This is a messenger RNA of Pimephales promelas (fathead minnow), 1862 nucleotides long. It is a transcript of the gene sfxn4, whose product is annotated as sideroflexin 4. The record is from RefSeq and is a predicted model, not a curated record. Gene Ontology annotation, cellular component: mitochondrial inner membrane. Lineage: Eukaryota; Metazoa; Chordata; Actinopteri; Cypriniformes; Leuciscidae. Gene Ontology annotation, molecular function: monoatomic ion transmembrane transporter activity. Gene Ontology annotation, biological process: monoatomic ion transport; mitochondrial transmembrane transport.